Trematomus bernacchii (emerald rockcod) is the source of this 3996-nucleotide messenger RNA. Its product is annotated as low-density lipoprotein receptor-related protein 8-like. The record is from RefSeq and is a predicted model, not a curated record. The transcript has 13 exons. Lineage: Eukaryota; Metazoa; Chordata; Actinopteri; Perciformes; Nototheniidae. Gene Ontology annotation, molecular function: protein binding; calcium ion binding. The coding region runs from base 40 to 2046 and encodes 668 amino acids.
UCCGCGCCGCGUGCGACGCAACUGUGGAGGACACCGAACAUGAGACACCUUGGAGGCUUAUUUCUUCUGCUAGCGCCACUAUCUUGGUGUUAUAUUUGGGGUGCUGAGGCUCAGUCUCUGCGCGCCUGCCACCAGCAGCGUGGGUUCAGGUGCAGUGAUGGCUCGUGCAUCCAGAGACUGAGAGUGUGUGACGGGCACAAAGACUGUGAGGACGGAUCUGAUGAACAACGCUGUGAUUUCGUGUCCUGUAAGAAGGAUGAGUUUGCCUGCCGCAGCAGGCUUUGUAUAUCUUCACAUUUACGCUGCAAUGGCGUGGAGGACUGUGGCGACGGCAGUGAUGAGGCGUCCUGCUUGAACUGCAGCAUCCCUGGGUCUUUCUCCUGCGGACCGUCUGACACCUGUCUGCCCAGAAACAAGCUGUGUGACGGGAGAACUGACUGCAAAGACGGGCGGGACGAGUCUCCACACAUGUGUGUUUUGCCUCGGCCACGCCCGCAGAAUUCUCCCGUGUGUGCGCCGUUUGAGUUUCAGUGUGGAGACGGGCACUGCAUCCGUCAGACCUGGAGGUGUGACCACUCCCCAGACUGCUCUGAUGGCAGCGAUGAGGACAACUGUGACCAGAAUGAAUGUCUGGUCGAUAAUGGAGGCUGCUCUCACCGGUGUGUGGACCAGCCGAUGGGUUUCCUCUGCGACUGUCCCAGCAACAUGAAGCUGAUCGGGGACAGCCAGUGUGAGGAGGUUGACCCAUGCCUGGAGAGCGAUGUGUGUGAUCAGCUGUGUGUUCACAUGAACGGCAGCCUCACAUGUGACUGUCAGGAGGAUUACCAGAGGAAUCAAAUAACGAGCGAGUGCAAAGCCAAAGGAGAAGAGGCUCAGCUGGUUUUCCCAUCUUCUCAAGGAAUACGAACGAUCAGCGUCACUGGCACGGAGCACAGGAGGCCGGCUCUAUAUUUACCAGGAUCGGGGCCGGUGGCGACUCUGGUCUCUAACCGAACUCUGUACUGGGCCCGGCCAGGACGAGGCUCUGUGUACAGGGUCUCUUUGGAUGGAAAUAAAAAGGAUUCGGUGUUGGUGUUGAAAGUUGAAGGAUCGGUGUCAGGCCUGGCUGUGGACUGGAUCCAUCAGCUCCUCUACUGGACCAGUAUGGAGAGCGGUUCUGUGAACGUUGGUCUGCUGGACGGUUCGGCUCAGCGUCCGCUCAUCACCGGACUGGACAGACCUUCAGCAGUGGCUGUGGAUCCUCUCCAAGGGCUGCUCUUGUGGGCUCAGUGUGGUAGCUCCCCACAAAUUGAGAGAUCGAGCUUGCAGGGUCGAGACAGGAAGCCUCUGGUCACUUCCUCAAUACGCUUCCCUGUCGCUCUCUCUCUAGAUAUGCCUCGUCAGCUGCUGUACUGGGUGGACCAGGGGAUGAGAAGCAUCUCCAGAGUAAAUCUAGAGGGCCGCCACCGAAAAACAGUGGUAGAGUCUAACGGUUAUCUGGACCGGCCCUUUGGACUUGCUGUGUUUGAGGGUUUUUUAUAUUGGAGUGAAGAAGUUACGCACUCCAUCUGCCGAGCCAACAAACACAAUGGCGGAAACCUCCAAGUUCUGCUGUCAAACGUCACCUCACCUGGGGGCGUGGUCAUCGUUCAGCCGGCCCUCCAACCAAACGGGCCGUCUGUAUGCAGGCAUGCUGGGACGGUGUGCCAACAGGAGUAUGUUGUCGACCUGCUGUCUCAGAGUCCACAGUUCAACUGCACUUGUUCGGAAAAAAAACAAAACGCGUCUCAAGAAAUUCCCGUAAUUUCGCGGACAGUCCCUGCAACAUCCGUAUCUGACCCUGCCUUUGCUGGGAUCCUCUCUCUUAUAAUGUUUCUCAGUGUGCUGCUGGGGGGAAUGGCUCUGUGGUGGUGGAGAGAGGAGUUCAGGCCGUCCCGGUCCCUCAUGGAGCAGAGCUUCUCCCUCAAAGAGUCCCAGGACCCCCUCAUCAUCCAGGGGCCACACAUGGGUCCAAACACACGUCUAGUCAAGGACACUCUGCUAAAGCGGGACAGAGACGCUGAAUGAAGACGGUGCGGGACAGAAGGCCAACUUCACGUGCCGCUGACGGAGCGACAGGAACACAAACCAGCUCAUCACCCCGUCCUGUUCCCGCCUCCGCAGGUUAAACUCUCAUGAGAUAAAUAACCCAGGGUUAAUUUCAAAGUUCAGAUGGGGACAGGCUUCAGGCUGUAACUCCUGUUUUGAGGAAUGUUACUUUCAGAAGUUGGCGUUGAUGACGUUUGUCUUUUUUCUAUUUCUCUGUGUGGAAAUGUGAAGACUUCAGAUUAGACAUGAACAUGAAAUAAUCAACUGUUUUGAUUAUUUAAGUCGUUGCUCGUUCCAGCUUCUGCUUUUCAAAUUUUUUCAAAGACAGUGCUCUAAAUAUAUUCAGGAUUUAGAUUAUUUGCUGAUCGGUUAAAAUAAUCAAAUAGCAGACUCUGCAUUUUUCAGUAUUUUCUCAAACAGUACAAACCAUUUAUUCACUGACUGUAAUAAUAAUAAUUGCAGUGCUACUGUAAAUGCAUAUCUUUUGUUUAAUUGCACUUUCUCUUUCAUCGUUUAUUUAAUCUUAUUCCAAUCACAACUCUAUUUUUAUAACAUUAAGGACGGUUUGUACUCUCCAAUAUGAAACGGCUAACUGAAAAGUGUUCCACUGGUUUGUUCCUGGCCUUUAGGAGUUCACUCUCUUUGUUUGUAAGUCAGAUAAAAGCAUUAUGGCAUUUUGAAUGUACGCUUUGUUCAGUGAACAGUCUAACUGGAUAGUUAAAUUGCUGUAGUAUGCUUAUCCACUUUCUUACCAAAACUUGGAUGAGAAGAUAGGUACCACUCUCCUGAACGGUAGUGAUCAUCUCGUUUAACUCUAUAAGAAAAGUGAAUUUAACUAUUCAGUUGAAGCUUGCAAAACUUUUGGUUGGUAAGGGUAACAUUUUGACCAUAAAAUCAGAUUAAGCCUCAUUGGACCUGCAGGUGGCGCAAAAAGGAGAGGUCAAAGGAUCGGCAAAUGUAGACAGAUCCAUCAUCUUGAGACCGUGAAUAUUUGAAAUAAAUAUCAUGGCGAUCCAGCAAAGAGUUGGUGAGAAAUCUUGAUCUCGCCCAUAAGGCUGCGUAAGAAAGUUUCCCUUUUUCCGAGCAGUAAAGUUUUGGAACAUUUAAUUUAGCCUUUGAUUCUCUUUUUUCUUUCAUCGAAUCUGUUAUCCUGUACCUUGCCUACAGUAACAUCGGACCGGAUGUGCCCUGAACUGCCUUUAACAUUUAUCAACAGUUCUAAAUGUGGCCUUGAUUGUUGAUGCAGCGUUGACGCACCAAUUAUUGGUGUAUUUUUUGGAGUCAAUUUAAUUUGAAGAGGCCUUUUUCAUUUAAAAACAAUAGAUCAGUGCAGUAGGUUUGAUUCUCAAAGGGGACAAUUGCAAUAAACACAUCUGGAUUUGUGACUUCGUUAAUAUUUUGGAUCAAAUCAUUAUGAGGUAGAGAUGUCCUCCUCACACUGUUUAAUUGUUAAUAAACUAAUGUGGUUUUUUUGGCUACGUCAACAAGAAAUGCCAAAAAAAAUUGACAUUAAUCUUUUUUUGUCUUCGAAUGUUGCACGAAAUGAUGUGCUGGUUCAACGGGAACAAAUAUGUGUUUUUGCUUUGUUUGGUUUGGUGUGAUGUAUCCUGGGUGUUGAGUGCACAGAGCCCGGCAAGAAGCUGUUGGAGUGAAUGUUUGGUUGAUCAACCUGCCUUGUUUGAAUUCAGUCAUUUUUUGUUGUUUUAGUCUCAGAGAAACGCACAAUUCUGUAUGAUCGAUAAUAUUCAUUCAGCAUUGAAUAAGAGAAAAUUCUUUAACUGUGCUCAAACUGCUGAGAUGUGUGGUUGGUAUUUAUUUUUAAAGUUGGAUUUUAUUUAUAUUUUGGUAGCAGUAGUUAGUGUAGCACUGACUUUGCACUAUAGAAAAACUGCUAGAUGUUGUAAAUGAAUAAAAUAAAGUAUUUUAUGU